Homalodisca vitripennis (glassy-winged sharpshooter) is the source of this 4072-nucleotide messenger RNA. Its product is annotated as vesicular glutamate transporter 2.1-like. Gene Ontology annotation, biological process: monoatomic anion transport; transmembrane transport. The transcript is spliced from 10 exons. Lineage: Eukaryota; Metazoa; Arthropoda; Insecta; Hemiptera; Cicadellidae. Gene Ontology annotation, cellular component: plasma membrane. Bases 47 to 1450 code for a protein of 467 amino acids. Gene Ontology annotation, molecular function: transmembrane transporter activity. The record is from RefSeq and is a predicted model, not a curated record.
UCUCUGAGCGUCCGACUACAAGUCAGUCGGUGUCUGUUCGCGCACCAUGGAUAACCUUCCGCGCCGCGGGCCUACGGGUUUCAGAAGACGUCACCUAGUGACAGUCCUCGCGUUCCUUGGGAUCUUCAUCAUGGACAAUCUCAGGUGGUCCUUCGUCAACGCUAUUGAUCCCAUGACAACUCCCUACAAAGUUACCCUAGACAACGGAACAGUUGUGGAGAAAAGAAACCUCGACUUUGAAAUGCAGGUGGUAUCACAUGUCGUGAGCUCCUCCUUCUACGGAUAUGUCGCCUCUCAGAUUCUAGGAGGGUGGCUAGGUGCCUGUCUGGGUGGCAGUGGAGUGUUCGGUGCGGGGGUGGCCUUCACAGCACUGUUUUCUCUUGUUAUGCCUAUUGUGGUCCAUGGAGGCACGGCCAACUGGGUGAUAGCCAGCAGAGUCAUUCAGGGUCUCUUUAUGGGUGUCACAUAUCCGAGUAUUAUCGCCGUCUGGUCUCGAUGGGCGCCUCCCCAGGAGCGGGCUCGCCUGGUUACCAUCGCCUUCUCGGGCAGCUAUUUUAGUAUCGUAGUCAACCCCCCAGUUUGCCGCCUAAUCGCCAAUACCCUAGGUUGGACGAUUAUCUUUCACAUUACAGGUAUACUCGGGUUUAUAUGGUUUGCUGUUUGGUGGACUGUGGUGAAGGACAAACCGGAAGACGACCCUCACAUCUCCACAGAGGAACUAAAGUACCUUAGAGAUAAUCUUGAUUGUGGACCUAAUGACUCUAUUCCUAAACAUAUUAUCUAUCCUUGGGACAAGUUCGUCACGUCGAUGCCUGUAUGGGCCAUAGUUGUGGCUCACACCUGCGUGAGCUAUGGCUUCAUUUCACUGUCCAUUGUGUUGCCGAUGUAUAUGAGAGAUACAUACAACUACCGGUUAGAUAGAACCGGAUUCUUGUCGUCCCUGCCUUAUCUACUGAUAGCUGUCCUGAUGCCGGUCGCUGGAACAUUGGCUGACUGGUUGAGGAACACAGAAGUGCUCACUACCACACAAGUGCGGAAAACUUUCAUCUGUAGUACCUUCAUAAGUCAGGCGAUACUGAUUUUGCUUGCACGAAACUUAAACUCCGUCAACGGUACGUUAGUGUGUCUGAUACUGGCCUUAGGGCUGUCAGCGUUCGCCUGGGCUGCCUUCAGUGUAAAUCACCUGGACAUAGCACCUCAGCAUGCCAGUGUUCUAAUGGGAUUUUCCAAUACAUUUGCAAGCAUUCUAGCCUUUCUGAGUCCUAGCGUUAUUAUCUACUUCAUAAGAGAUGGGUGGCAGUACACUUUCUACACAAUCAUCGCUGUCCAUCUCUUUGCGGCACUCUUCUACUGGGCAUUCGCCUCAGGAGAGAGACAGCGCUGGGCUCCCCCUGCACCUACCCCGGAACCAGAGAGUAUACCACUCCAACAACGAAGCCAUGUCAUCUGAUUCUGUAUGAGGAAUUGUAAUUAAACUUUUGUUAUGUUUUUUACUGAGCUCUAAUUUUAAUUUUAUAUUCAAAACUAUGUACUAAACUAUAGCUACAGUGCACAACUACUGUUUUGAAACCUAGUUGGAUAUUUUAGAGGACUAAUCAUAGAGUCCAAACAUAAAUAAAAUUCUAUAUAAGAAUAUGACUUAAAUGCUUAGUUUUUCUUAGAUACACAUACAAGCUACACAUAUUUUAUGUCGCGUCACAAUUGUCCUAGUUAGAUUUAAGUAAUGAAAAUACAAAUUAUGAAAAAUGUUCAUAUUAAAUAUGGACUAUUAGAUUACUGAUUAUUGUAAACUCUGACAUAGUGAAAAGCUUCCCAUACCAUGUGUGAGGUUUGCGAACAUUUAAAGAAAUUGCAAUCAAGUACUCUACACUGUCUCUCCGUUCCAUGACAUAUAUAUUCCACAUGUACUUCAACUGAUUUAUCAUCCUGAUCGAUGUUCAGUAGUUGAGGGCUAAGACUGUGUUUGAUUAUUUAACCACAAUGAAGAUAGUUAUUUUUGCCAAAGUCUAAAAGUGACCACAUAAACCAAUUAUUUGGGUAUCGCUAUGGAUCACAAAUUGAAAUGAGGAUUAAAUUUAAACGAUCUGGGUAAAAGUUUAAAAGUUAUAAUUAGCAAACUCUAGUACUUAAGCAAUAUCCUUCUGCUUAUAUAUUAAUUAUGUAUAAUCUUUGCUGUAGUACGGACUUGAGUUAGGGGGUACAGCUUUCAUGUAUAGUUUGCAAAGAAAUCUCAAAUGGCAUUUUUUCUCAAUUACAACACAAUUUCUAAAUUUCCGAUAGCCUUUUGCUAAAUAAAUAAAUACCUUUAAUCCCAAACAACUUUUUAUAUCAAACAUAAUUAAUACCUUUUAUCUAAAUCUUUUAAAUUAGCAAACUCAAAAACAUGAUAUAGAUUUCGAAAAAUAAAAAUAUAAACUCCGAAGAUUUUAUACGAGUUUAUAAAAUAUUUCCCUCGUAAUACUUAUGGGAAAAAUUCACUGAUUUACAUUAUUCCCAAAUUAUUUAAUCAAUCCUAAAGAAUUACUAACAUUUAAAUAUUGUUACAAAGUUAAGCCUUACACACUUUACGUUGCUUGAAAUUGUAAAUAAUGACUAAUAUUAUGAGUAGACAUGUGAAUAAAGUAAUACUAUUAUCAUUGUCAAAUAGUUUACUCUAUCUAUACGCCGAAUACUAUAAAUUAUGAGUAAGCAAUGCCGUUGACACAUUACCAUAGGUUAUAAUAUGGUGCCAUUAUAAUGGAUGAUGUCGUAACACAUUCUACUCUCAAACCAAGACAUAAACAAUUGGACAUCUAAAUUCACUUGUCAUAAAUUGUUUCGUAUAAUAAAGAAUAAUUUAUUUUCCUUCAUGUUUUGGCCAAAUAUAUUAUAUAAAUUAUAAUAUUAGAUAUAUAACGAUGAUAUUAAUACAUAUUUCAAAUUAGAAUCAACAAGGCCUGAGCCUUCCGCUCCCUUUUUCUAAAUAAAUAACAAGAAUUUUAUUUAUGAGCAAUGAUUGAAUUUACGAUGCAGCUUAUAUGUUGUUCUAAUGCCAAGUCAGUACCGGUACCAGGUCAAAAACCAAAUUGAUUGUUAAAGAAUAAGUUAAAGUCUUUAGUUAAAAUAUAAAAUAUUAUAAAAUAUCUUAGCUAUGUUAUUGAUAAGCGAUAUUGGGCUAAUUAUGGGACAUCAGUGUCAUACCCGUUCUUAUACACACGUAAAAUUACAGCAAUUUUAAACUCAUCAGGAAUACUCCCUGUUCAAGAAACUUUUGUGAUUACAGUACAAUAAUGGUACAAAUAUGUCUAUAUUAUUCUUAAUAUGUUACUUAUAGCAUAUUAUAUAUAUUAUAUUAUAUUAUAUAUAUUAUAUUAUAUAUAUACUUAUAGCAGAUAUUCAUUCGUAUGAAACCAGAGGCCGAGGAAACUACCAGACUCGUAAACACAUAACGGUGGUUUAUGAACAUCUACCCUCACAGGCAAGUGUUCAUUUUAUCAACAAGCUGCCUAAUUUUUCAAAGAAUGCCGUGACACCCUAUGUGCUAAUAACUUGUUUGGAACACUCUUUAGCUUCACAAACAUUUUAUAAUAUUACCGAGUUUUUGGCAUUUGACUGGGAGAUCACUGAUUGACUUCGGUUCUGUAGGUGGAGAAUUGGCAAAUGGAUGAAUGAUGCAUGAUUGUCGAAUUAUAUGUUUGAGUGUGAUCCUGAUGAGGUACGAAUGUACAAAAUUGUUAGCUCUGAAGUCGAAUUGACUUUUGCUAUAUGUUCAUGUGCUAUAAUAUAUGUAUAAUACAUGUGCUAUAUUAUAUAUAUAUAUAUAUAUAUAUAUAUAUAUAUAUAUAUAAUACUAUUUUGUAAUUCAUAUAAUUUUUUAAAAUUGCUUGAUCUCUAGUCUAGUUUUACUUUCCUUUGUUAAUAGCUACAGACACUUACGCCAGAAGCGUGUUCGCUUUUCUUUUUGUUAAUUAGUAAGUAUUUCUAUUUAUAAGAUUUACAGUAAACAUGGGUACCCAACGAUAAAUUAUUUGUAGAUUGUUGGGAGCCAAGAAUGUGUAUAUUUUUUGCAAAUAAAAUUCUUGACACUUCUUGA